GACCGAGUGAAGUAGUUCGAAUCAAAAACGAGAGAUUCUCAAGGCCGAGUGAUGGAUCUGAGACCGGAAACCGAUGGACACACUCUAACGGUGAAGGUUGUCAGCUCUGAACUUGUGAAGACUAUCUACAGCAGCAAUAGCGGUGAAUUGUUGUCCCGCACCGCUGAAUGCCUUGUUGGAGACGAAACUGGAACCAUAAUCUUCACUGCUCGCAACGAACAGGUGGACCUCAUGAAACCUGGUGCAACAGUAAUUCUGGAUAAUGCUAAGAUUGACAUGUUCAAGGGACGUAUGAGGCUGGUAGUUGACAGGCGGGGAGAUAUAGAGGUCGCAAAACCUGCAAAUUUUGAAGUUAGAGAGGAUAACAAUCUUUCAUUAGAUAGAUAUUUUGGUACAUUGAUGAUAAAUGAUAAGUGGUACGGGCUGUAGCUUCUGAAGCGAAAUCUUUCGAAUUUUUCAACAAGUUCCAGUUUUUAGUUUGAUCAUUGAACAAUUGACUGAUGUGCAGGUUAUUAUAUGGUACAAUCUUUGCUUAUUUUUAGUCUUAAGAUUGCUGUGGUUGAUGCUAAGAUUGACA
Trifolium pratense (red clover) is the source of this 577-nucleotide messenger RNA. RefSeq lists its product as uncharacterized. The record is from RefSeq and is a predicted model, not a curated record. Lineage: Eukaryota; Viridiplantae; Streptophyta; Magnoliopsida; Fabales; Fabaceae. The transcript is spliced from 2 exons. The coding region runs from base 52 to 429 and encodes 125 amino acids.